Molecule: messenger RNA, 2823 nt
Organism: Hermetia illucens (black soldier fly)
Lineage: Eukaryota; Metazoa; Arthropoda; Insecta; Diptera; Stratiomyidae
Product: protein tweety-2
Exons: 9
Coding region: 851-2380 (509 amino acids)
Cellular component (GO): plasma membrane
Molecular function (GO): volume-sensitive chloride channel activity; intracellularly calcium-gated chloride channel activity
Source: RefSeq, a predicted model, not a curated record
CAGAAAAGUCAGAAUCAGAGGCAAACGGGUAAACGAAGAAGCGCAAAGCAUAGACAUCGAAGGUGCGAGCAGACGGAGGAAUCGUCGUCGGGCCUGUCGCUGAGGUCUGAAUGCGUGCAAGAUUUUCAGUUUCGUUGAUAAUCCGCAAAGACGGUCGUGUGUAGAUUUAUCCGCGGUCCGUGACGGGAAGCAGAUGAAUCUGUCCAGAACGCACAAAAACUACAAACCCUCGAGAAAGUGAAGCAACGAAUCGAAAUUGCGAAUGAUCAAGGUCUCGUUGCGAGACCCUCGAAGUGAAAGAUAGUUGGUGGCUGGCUCGGGGUACUCCCAAAUGCAUACAACUGAGUGGUCCGGAAUUGUUUGUUUGGCCUUAUUUAUCGCGUAAUCCGUUUUUCCCUUCUGCUCAACUCGCCGCCCCAGAAGCGUGAAGUGUGUGCGAGUGGCGUUCGUGACGCUUUUAUCGCAGGGGUGGUUGCCCGAGUCGUCGGGAAAAUAUGCCUGUUUUUUGUGAAUUGGAUUUCGUCCGCCGCACGGGGAAAAUUAUCGAGCAUUGCCGUGAAAUUUGAGUGUAGCCAGUGCAAAGUUGGGCGGAGUAGUUUUCGUGAAAGGGCCGGGUGCAUAGAUUACGGGGCGACUCACGCGAAGGAUAAUCGUCUCGUGCAGUGCGUGCCGUUGUGAAAAGAUAUUCUCAAGUUUCGAUCUACGCAGGGUUCCGGUGGUGGUGGUGGUGGCAGCGGCAAACACAUCAAAUCCUCGCUAUCGUCGUCGCCUCCAAACCACCUCUUCUACCUUGCCCGACUCGACGCCGGGCCUAUCGUAAUCGUAAAAUUUAGCACAAGCGAACUUCAAAAUGGACCAGCCCAGCAUCCUCGUUCGUAUCCUGCACUCGGUGCCGCACGUAAAUGCAACUUUCCAACGAGUGAACGAUACCUUCAACCCGGACAGCGAAGUGUAUUUGGAAAGCCUCGGAAUUCUAGCGUCAAUACCUGCAGUACUUUUAAUUUUAUCUCUGCUUGGUUUACUACUUUAUCUAUUGACGAGGUGUUGUGACCGAAAGCAACGUAAACCUGGUUCACAAAGAUGUCAAAAUUGUACAAUAAUUACGAUUACAUUACUAUGUUGUGCGGCAAUUGGAUUAGGUCUUUACGGUAAUGAUGAUUUCCACAAUGGGCUACUGCAAGCAUUUAGUUCCGGACGAAAAGUUGAGAGUUUGGUUGGCAGUUUGAAAAAACAGACUGAAACGAUAAGGAACGAUCUCGAAGGUAAAGUGCAAACUCAAAAAUUACAGGAUGCUGUCGGUAAACCGAGCUUUAAUCAAACGGCGGUGUUAUUGUUACUGGACACAUGUCAAUGGGUUAAGGACAACACAUCACGAGCGGUAAUAAGCCUCGACAUGGUUUUAUACUUUAUGAAACCGUUAGAACCCGAGCCUGAAAUUUCUCUAAGGAAUAUUUUAAAUCAAGGCGAAUUCUACGAAUCAAUACGUUGGCCAGCUACAUUGGGAUAUUUAACUGUUCUGCUUCUUCUUUGUACUGUUUUAGUCAUUGGAUUAGCAAGACGAUCACGCUGUGCAUUAAUUUUCUUUAGUGUACUUGGUCUAUACGGUAUAAUAAUUUGUUGGCUAUUGGCCGGUAUCUAUCUAGCGACAUCAGUUAGUGUUGGUGACUUCUGUAUGCGACCAACAGAAUUCAUGUGCCGACAAGUUGCAACGAGAAGCCCUGACGAUCUUUAUUAUUUGAACUGCGGUACGUUAAGAAAUCGCUUUAUACUUCGACUAAACGAAUCUAGAGAUUAUGUAGAGAAAGCUAGAGAGUCUGUUUUGAGAGUUGCACGAAUGAGCAGAGAAAUUUAUCCACGAAUCGACAUCACGACCACUACUGAAGCUUUAAGCAAGGAUCUUGAAGAAGCAAGGGGAAGACUGUCUGUAUUAACGGCAAUGUUAGAUCGUCGUUCAAUAGACAAACACUAUGCAGAUGCACUGAAAGGUGUUUGUGGCGGUGGUCUUCUUGGCCUAAGUCUCAUGAUGGCUGCUGGUCUUUUAACGGCGAUUCUACUGACCAUACUCGUAUAUGCUGACUCACAUGCAUGGAUUUAUUUAACAAAAAAGCCUGUCGAUGUUGAUAAAUCCGAGACUGCCCCACUCUUCCAAGAGACAACUCGUUGCACAACUUCUCCAGUAGGUGGAGGCAUUGGCACAAUUAAUCGUACUUUAUUACAUCAUCAACAGAAUCAUACCGCACCAAGCGCACCGCUGACCAGUACGUCGAGCCAACAUAAAAACGGAUCAGCUGGAUAUAGAGGGUUGGUGCCUAUGCCUACAUAUGAUAGCGAAUCGCCCCCGCCUGAAUAUAAUGAUUUGGUGCAUGGAAAAAGCUACUAGAGGAGGCACCUCAUUACAAUUUUACAUAAGAAAAUGUUUAAUAAUAUGUUGAUAUAACAAUCCAAUGUUUUUGCCACAUUUAGUUGAACAGUGUUUAGUGCACUUGUUUGCUACUUAAUACCGUAAUCAAGGCAUAUUUGCAAAUUGUUUUAUUUUUUAGUUGCUCUAACAAAUCAUUUGAAAACCAUUGAUAACUAUUCGUAAAAAGCUCAUUCCUUAAAAACGUUGCCAUCAAUAAUUAAUGUCAAUAUGGUUUUACUUUUGCAUUGUAAAAAAUCAUCUAUAAAUUGUAGUAGUUUCAUCUUUAUUUUGUUAUUUGCAAAACAUCACUUUAUUUUUGUGACUUAGAUUGAGGAGCAGCACUAACUGUGAACUUAGUUGUUUGCUACUUAAUAUUUAUAAUGAAUAUCUGAGAAUAAUGAUAUAAUUUUUGCAUACAUUGA